Molecule: messenger RNA, 1922 nt
Organism: Melitaea cinxia (Glanville fritillary)
Lineage: Eukaryota; Metazoa; Arthropoda; Insecta; Lepidoptera; Nymphalidae
Gene: ScpX
Product: sterol carrier protein 2
Exons: 2
Coding region: 1-1611 (536 amino acids)
Molecular function (GO): acyltransferase activity, transferring groups other than amino-acyl groups
Source: RefSeq, a predicted model, not a curated record
AUGCCUAGGAAAGUUUACGUAGUCGGUGUAGGUAUGACGAAAUUCGUCAAGCCUAACACUGGGAGAGAUUAUCCUGAUCUAGGCAAAGAGGCCGUCGAAGCCGCUCUUGCCGAUGCUCGUAUCAAAUACGACGAUGUACAGCAAGCGGUUUGCGGAUACGUGUUCGGUGACUCUACUUGUGGCCAGCGGGUUCUGUACCAGGUCGGCAUGACCGGUAUUCCUAUUUACAACGUUAAUAACAACUGCUCCACAGGCUCGAACGCAAUCUUUCUUGGCAAACAACUUAUUGAAGGUGGUAUUUCUGAUGUUAUACUCGCUGUCGGUUUCGAAAAAAUGACUCCAGGUGCGCUAGGCGCCGCUACUUUCUCGGAUAGAACUAAUCCUCUGGAUAGGCACACUCUCAAAAUGGCAGAAAUUGCUGAAUUGACUGGAGCUCCCAUAACAGCUCAGUAUUUUGGCAAUGCAGGUGCAGAGCAUAUGAAAAAAUAUGGCACCACUGAAACUCACCUUGCAAAGAUAGCUGCCAAGAAUCAUCGUCAUGGUGUUAAGAAUCCCCGAGCUCAAAGCACAAGGGAGUACACCGUUGAAGAGAUUUUAAAUUCUCGUAGAAUUUAUGGUCCACUUACAAAGUUGGAGUGUUGUCCAACCAGUGAUGGGGCAGCCGCAGCUGUUCUUAUGUCAGAGGAGGCUGUUAUUCGUUAUGGACUUCAGCAGAAAGCUGUAGAAAUCAUUGGUAUGGAGAUGGCAACCGACACGCCUGCUGUUUUCAAAGAGAACAGUUUGAUGAAAGUUGCAGGCUUUGAUAUGACAGCUUUGGCUGCAAAACGUAUCUACGAAAAGACUGGAAUAUCUCCAAAACAAGUCGAUGUAGUCGAAUUGCACGACUGCUUUGCCGCUAACGAAAUGAUAACGUAUGAGGGUCUACAGCUUUGUGGGGAGGGAGAGGCUGGUAAAUUUAUUGAUGCAGGGGAUAAUACUUAUGGAGGCAGAGUAGUUGUCAAUCCAAGUGGUGGUUUAAUAGCGAAGGGGCAUCCACUAGGAGCAACUGGUCUUGCACAGUGUGCAGAACUUGUGUGGCAACUGCGUGGGGAAGCAGGAGAGAGACAGGUACCUCGCGCUCGUAUUGCCUUGCAACACAACUUGGGACUCGGAGGCGCAGUUGUAAUCACCAUGUACCGCAAGGGUUUCACAAAUGCCACUCCUAACCAAGUUGCAGCGAUCGCUGCAAACCCUGAGAACUUCAAAGUAUAUAAGUACAUGAAGAUUCUCGAAGAAGCAAUGCAAACAGAUGAAGACAAACUUAUAGAGAAAGUUAGAGGUGUAUACGGUUUCAAGGUACGAAAUGGUCCCAAUGGUGAUGAGGGAUACUGGGUGAUCAACGCUAAGGAAGGCAAAGGCUGUGUCACAUACAACGGCAAGGACAAGUGUGAUGUUACAUUCACGAUAAACGAUGAAGAUGUCGUAGACUUAAUUAUGGGCAAACUGAACCCUCAGAAGGCAUUCUUCCAGGGUAAAAUCAAAAUCCAGGGUAACAUGGGCUUAGCAAUGAAACUCACUGACUUGCAAAGGUCAGCGGCUGGCAGAAUCGAGACUAUUCGCUCUAAACUAUAAAAUAACUCUAGUAAUAUUUUAAAUCUUAUCUGGGUUAUGGAAGAAUGGGUCUUUGGGCAUUUAUAUUUAUCGAUACGUCACAAUAAACUGGCACACCGCCGACCUUUACACAGAUAAUAAUAAGACUCAAUACAUAGUUUCAUUUUAAUAUAUAGUGCAAUAUAUCAAUUAUCUUAAAGGAUUGUUAAGAAUAAUAAAUUGAUAAAAAAAAUUAUAUCAUUGUUGUGUGUAUACUAAUCAUUCCAUAUUGUAAAUUACAUAAAAUAAUAUUGUUGUUUAGAUAUUUUUCUAUAUUAAAGGAUUUUUUAUUA